This is a messenger RNA of Lycium barbarum (goji berry), 1272 nucleotides long. RefSeq lists its product as uncharacterized. The transcript is spliced from 2 exons. Gene Ontology annotation, molecular function: RNA-DNA hybrid ribonuclease activity; nucleic acid binding. Lineage: Eukaryota; Viridiplantae; Streptophyta; Magnoliopsida; Solanales; Solanaceae. The record is from RefSeq and is a predicted model, not a curated record. The coding region runs from base 1 to 1272 and encodes 423 amino acids.
AUGUUACAAAUCAGAGAAAAGGUGGAAAAUAAUAUGCUUUGGAAAAUUAAUGCCGAUACUUGUAGUCUGUGGUGGGAUAAUUUGUCAGAUAAAGGUGCUUUGGCCAAUUUUUUCCCUGAUCAUCACCAUAACAGGCAUACUACUGUCAGUGAGUAUAUGAUCAAUGGUGGCUGGGACUUAAACAAACUAGCCAUUGACUUUGAGGACAGAAUGACCAACAUAAUUGAUAACAUCGUCAUUGGAGACCUUUCACUGGAAGAUUUCAUUCUAUGGAAACCUUCCAAUGAUGGACUCUACACUAAUUUGUCUUCUUUUCAGGUAAAUAGAGACAAGAAACAAGAAGAUGUGAGUUUAGGCAGCUUAUGGCAUAACUGUAUUCCCUUCAAGGUUUCUUUUCUAGCAUGGAGAGCGUGUUUGUCCAAGCUGCCUUUCAAUGAGAACCUUUCCAGAUUUGCCAUUAAUGAAGAUACCGACUGUAGCUACUGCAGCAUAGCCACGAGAGAUAGCCUCCAGCACACUUUCAUAGAAGGAGAAGCAGCUAAGCAUCUUUGGAAUCAUUUUGGCUCCCCUCUGGUUAUCAGGCACACCAAUUGGCCCAUAAGAAGACUUCUGAAACACUGGAGAGCUACUACAACUACCAAUAGUGUCCACAAGUUGAUUGUUAACAUUGUCCCUUUGGCUAUCUGUUGGGAAAUCUGGAGAAUGUGGACUGCCUGUAGAUACGGGGAUCAAAACAAAUUUUAUAUCAGAAAAAUGGAAUACCAUAUUAGCUGGACUAUAAACGCGGCCAUAACCAAAGCUUUCCCAACUUGUUGCUUCAGCUGGCCGUGGCCCAAUUUAUGCAGAGAUGUCGAGUUGUGGAGACCCAAAACAGUGCAUUCGCAUGUGGUUGCUGCUUUCUCCAAGUCUAUACAGUGCAGUUCCCACAAUAUCGCUGAAGCCAUGGCAGCCCGCGAAGGAAUUCAUCAGUGCUUACAUCUUGGAUUUCGUAAAUUCCAAAUUGAACUAGACUCGCAGAUCAUAGUUAACAUGCUUAAAGCUAGGGAUACCAACAAUCUCAGACUAAAAGGGAUCAUCCUAAGUUCCGUUAAAGCCAUGAAUCAGGCGAAUGUUGAUGUCACCUAUUGCUACAGGGAAGCGAAUCAUGUUGCUGAUUUGCUUGCCAAAAAUGCAGCAGGCAGUGGCAACUCCUUUCAAUACUGUCUUAUGCCCAACUUCCUGGAAACAUUAAAGGCCCAUUUUACAUGGAUAAUUGGCAGCUACCAAGCUUGA